CUGACCUGGUUCGACGAUGACGACCCGCCGCCGUAUGCUAUCCUCUCGCAUACCUGGGUAGAAGGUCAGGAAGUCAUGUACCAAGACAUCCUCACCGAUGCAGGCAAAGACAAGUCCGGAUUUGAGAAGCUUCGCUUUUGUAGCCAACAGACAGCGAAGGAUGGCCUGCAGUUCCUCUGGGUCGACACCUGCUGCAUCGACAAAUCUAACGUCAGAGAACUAGACACGGCAAUCAAUUCCAUGUUCAAGUGGUAUAAAGGCGCCUCCAAGUGCUAUGUCUACCUGUCGGAUGUCUCUGUCCCGACCGACUUCACUGACGCCGUGUCCUGUCAAGCGGUAUGGGCAGAUGCUUUCCGAAACUGUCGGUGGUUUACGCGAGGUUUUACCUUGCAAGAGCUCGUGGCUCCUGCUGUCGUGGAAUUCUUUUCGAAAGAGGGCAAGAUUCUUGGCACGAAGUCGUCCUUAGAAGGGGAGAUACACGAAAUCACUAAGAUACCCGUUAGUGCCUUACGAGGACAGGUCCUCGAUGACUUUAGCAUUGAAGAUCGAAUGAGCUGGGGAGCUUCGCGGGCAACUACACUCAAGGAGGAUAAAGUAUAUUGCUUGCUAGGAAUUUGCGGGGUGUUCCUACCGCUCAUAUAUGGAGAAGGAGAAGAAUACGCGACAAAAAGAUUAAUAGACGAGGUUGAGAGGCGACGAGGUCGCCAUACAAAACAAGUUAACAGUACGGAUCCAAAUGCUGUCCGACCAGGCGUGAUACGCCCUUCCUGCGUGAUUCCUUUUCGUCGCGACCCUGAAUUUGUUGAUCGAGGCACGCUACUAGAUGAUAUACAGGAGAAAUGUUCUACUCCAGCAUCCCGGGUAGCGCUGGUAGGUCUCGGAGGUGUGGGCAAAUCACAACUUGCAAUUGAAUUCUGUUAUCGCACCGUCGACCGCUCUCCAGGAACCUGGAUAUUUUGGGUGCAUGCUGGCAACGCAUCGCGGCUUGAGCAAGGUUACCGAGACAUUGCAAACCAGGUCCAACUUGCAGGCCGUACAGACCCACAGGCGAAUGUGUUUGAGCUCGUGCGCGACUGGUUGCUCGACGAAAGUCACGGGAAGUGGUUGCUUGUUCUCGACAAUGCCGACGAUUCUGAUGUCAUUGCCUCUGUAUCAGGUUCGCACGGUCAACAACACCUUUCCAGAUACCUACCUCCAAGCAAAUACGGGACCGUCAUUGUGACAAGUCGCUCUAGUCAUGCAGCAUCGCGUCUGGUCGAGGAUCGGGACACACUUCACAUCAAGCCAAUGCGAGACACCGAUGCACAAGUUCUUCUACGGAGAAAGUUAGGAGACGCAGUCGAGUUAGAGGACGUUGUUGAGCUAGCAGCAGCGUUAGAACUCAUGCCACUUGCGCUUGUUCAGGCAGCAGCGUACAUUCAGAAACAAGGGCCUCACUAUUCAAUACGAAAGUACCUCGCAGCAUUUCACAAAAGCGACAGGCGGAAAACGAGCUUGCUGAAUCGAGAAGCUGGACAUCUUCGGAGAGAUAAUGAGGCCAAGAACUCCAUUAUUACAACGUGGCAGAUCUCGUUCGAAACGAUUCGAAGUACAAGACGGUCUGCAGCGGAUCUUCUGUCGCUCAUGAGCUUCUUCGACCGGCAAGGUAUCCCCAAGGCCUUGCUAAGCUAUCGCAGCAUUACGCCCACCAUAUGCGGCAGUGUAGAUGGAAACGUGAUCACACAAGCCCAUGAUAAGCAAGACACUUUCAGUAGACAUUGUGCUAGUGAAGACAGCGGCUCUGAAAACAGUGACGACGACGCAUUCACGGACGAUGUACAGACGCUAAGAGACUACUCCUUCGUCUCCGAGACAAAUGAUCCAGGGUCAUUGGAGAUGCAUCGCUUGGUGCAGUUGGCGACGCAAGAAUGGCUCGAAGGCAGGAAUGAAGCCGAAAGUUGGAAGGACCGAUUCAUCAGCAAUCUGUUUGAUGCGUUCCCACCAGGGGAAUACGAAAAUUGGGAAAAGUGCCAGCGGCUCUAUCCGCAUGCAGUAGCAGCCUCACACAAGAAGCCACAAAGUCUGGAAAGCUGCAAGAAGUGGGCGAGACUACUGUACCAUGCAGCAUGGUAUGCUAGCAGUAAAGGAAAUUUUGUCGAGGUAGAGCCCUUGAUAACAAAGUCGAUGGGAGUCACUAGCAAGUUUCGAAGCCCUGACAGCUUUGAAACACUACAAAGUAUGGCCUUAUUAGGAGGUACGAAGCACGCAAUGGGGCAAUGGGAUGCUGCGGAAAGAUUGAAGCUGCUAGUAGUGAACACCUGCAAGAAGCGGCUCGGAGAAGACGACUCAUUCACGCAAAUGGCUAUGAAUGGUCUUUCGUUAACAUAUCGCAUGCAAGGGCGGUUGAAGGCUGCAGAGGAAUUAUUGGAGCAAGUAGUAGAAAUUAGUAAGAGAAAGGUAGGAGAAGACCAUCGAGACACGCUGACUUUUAUGGGAAAUCUCGCAGGAACAUACAUGGAUCAAGGACGGUGGGAUGUUGCAGAGAAGCUGUUGGUACGAGUAGUGGACGUUCAGAAGAGGAUGCUAGGAGAAGACCACCCGGACACCCUGAGCAGCAUCCAUGGCCUCGCAUCAACAAAUAUGGUUCGAGGACGGUGCGAUGUUGCAGAGAAGCUGUUGGUUCGAGUAGUGGACAUUCAGAAGAGGAAGCUAGGGGAAGACCAUCCAGACACUCUGAACAGCAUCAAUACCCUCGCAUACGCGUGGAAGGAUCAGGGACGCAUUACAGAAGCUAUAGCUCUCAUGCGGAAAUGUGUGCAACUAACGACCCGUCGGUUAGGUCACACGCAUUGCGACACACUCACUUCAACGGAGGCUCUAAGUUCCUGGGAGGAAACUCUAAAUGAUCCAGAUGGAACUUAAAUUUACAAAUCAAUUAGGACUUACUGUAUGUCGAAUCCCAUCAUACUUGCCCAGCCUGCAUCAGAUUUCAUGAUAACGAACAAAACAAGAUGUAAUUAAGUAGC
Molecule: messenger RNA, 3005 nt
Organism: Aaosphaeria arxii CBS 175.79
Lineage: Eukaryota; Fungi; Ascomycota; Dothideomycetes; Pleosporales
Product: TPR-like protein
Exons: 3
Coding region: 76-2901 (941 amino acids)
Molecular function (GO): ADP binding; protein binding
Source: RefSeq, a predicted model, not a curated record